Perkinsus marinus ATCC 50983 is the source of this 570-nucleotide messenger RNA. RefSeq lists its product as hypothetical. The transcript has a single exon. The record is from RefSeq and is a predicted model, not a curated record. Lineage: Eukaryota; Perkinsozoa; Perkinsida; Perkinsidae. Bases 33 to 329 code for a protein of 98 amino acids.
AAGGUUCAGCCUUUUUAUCCUGUUAGCUGGACAUGGCCAGCACAGCACCGUUAAAUCUGGCGAGAAGCUUACCUACGGCCAUCGGGCAAGGGGACUCAUCGUAUAGCAUAUGGUGCCUCAGUGAUGGUACUCCCUUCACUAAGGGCCUCAACUAUCCCGUCCACUACGACUCUGUUAUCUCAUCGCGAGAGAAGGGAGCGUUCUGGUAUGAGCAGGUCGAGUUGGAGCCUCCAUCGCGGCCGCAAGGUUGGUCCACUGAAGAAUGGAGGAUCGCGUGUGACGCUGUGGCCCAUGGUGUCACCGUCACCAUCUUCGAGAGAAUGCAAUGAUUUGCCCCCGGUCUUCCUGGCUGUUAUCGAUAUAAUACUCAAGCCAUCAGCAGCGGCCCUCCACCAAGUCUAAUACAGAAUGUCUCAUUUUUGGGCUUCGUGCCGUCUUCUCGAGAAGACCGUCAUCGUCCAGUCACGUUGACUGGCAUCGAUGAGCCUAUCACCGGUGCCGUCAAUGAUCAUUCCGUAUAGGAUACCACUAGUCGAUAUAGUUUCAGUUUAUCAAAAUCACUACGCGGUA